AUGGGCAACGACAUCAGUAAGACAAAGGGACCGCCUGCUCAGCGUCGCCUCAGUCUGGGGUUCUUCUCGAACAGGAGGGUCUCCAUCACCCAAAGACUCGGACACUCGGCUGUGUUUUCCCGGCCUGUUGGUCCUGAUGGCAGACCCCCUGACCCCAACCCUCUGCAGCCUCCAGACCGCACAGACACUCCUCCAGCUCUCAUCUCCAUCUUCCUACCUGAGUUCCCACAGCGAACACUUCCUGGACCAGAGCAUUUCAAGAUCCUGGGAUUCAUAGCCAAAGGCUCAUAUGGACCCAUCCUGAAAGUAAAGGACUUUUUUAAAGAGAAGACCUACGCUGUUAAGGUUCUACCAAAGUCAGACAUCUUGAAGCAUGGAGUGCUUGAGCAGUCAAAAGAAGAAGUCAUCAUUCAGCGGCAGCUAAAACACCCAUUCAUCCACAAUCUGCAGGACUGCUGGCAGACACAGCGCCAUCUCUUCCUUAUGUGCGAUUACUGCAGCACUGGAGACUUAUACACUUGCUGGUUACUGAAGGGCCAGUUUAGGGAGGAUGAGGUCCGGCUGUUUGCUGCAGAGCUGGGCAGUGCGCUGGGAUUUCUGCAUGACUUAGGGAUCAUACAUAGAGACGUAAAGAUGGAGAACAUUCUUUUAAGUGAUCAAGGUCACCUGCGUCUGUCUGAUUUUGGACUUGCACAGCGGCUAAAAAGAGGAGGAAGAGCAUUCACGAUAUGUGGGACGAUCCAAUACAUGGCUCCUGAAGUAUUAAGUGGAGGUCCGUACAAUCACGCUGCUGACUGGUGGUCUUUUGGGGUUAUGCUGUUCUCACUGGUGACAGGCAAGUUUCCAGUACCUGCAGAGCCGGACCACAUCAGCAUGUUCAAAAAGGUCAAGGAUUUUCCUUACAUCCUACCUGAGACCUUCAGCUCUGCUCUGAUCUCCCUGCUCACUGAGCUUUUGUGCAAGACUCCAGUGAACCGGCUUCGUAACCUGGAGUGUUUAAAAAUGCAGGCUUUCUUUCGUGGCACUUCAUUUGACUCACUCAUCCUUCAGAAGACGCCUGUUAAAGUCAUCCUGGAGCUGAGGACUCAUCCUGAUUGGCCAGCUAAAGCCUUGAGAGGCCUUUCAUUCGACAUAUUUGAUGACUUUGACUGCGAUAAAAUCCUUCAUUCUCCUUCAACUCCCACUGAACUGUCUCCUACGUUGGCAACCAUGGACCUGGCUACAGAGCAGACGACUGGACAAUGUUAGUGAAGAAGUG
Molecule: messenger RNA, 1258 nt
Organism: Trematomus bernacchii (emerald rockcod)
Lineage: Eukaryota; Metazoa; Chordata; Actinopteri; Perciformes; Nototheniidae
Gene: rskra
Product: ribosomal protein S6 kinase related a
Exons: 12
Coding region: 1-1248 (415 amino acids)
Biological process (GO): protein phosphorylation
Molecular function (GO): protein serine/threonine kinase activity; ATP binding
Source: RefSeq, a predicted model, not a curated record